Molecule: messenger RNA, 3378 nt
Organism: Parasteatoda tepidariorum (common house spider)
Lineage: Eukaryota; Metazoa; Arthropoda; Arachnida; Araneae; Theridiidae
Product: WD repeat-containing protein 47
Molecular function (GO): protein binding
Source: RefSeq, a predicted model, not a curated record
GUUUAACACGAACGAUCACAGAGGCGUGACGUUUAAUGCCUAGUGGCCCCUUUCCAUCUUCCACACACUCACUCUCUCUCUCUUUCUCGGCAGAGAAGAGAACAAAAAAAUGUUCGUGCCUUGUUGUGGACAGCCCUCUUACUACAUGUGGCCCCACCACUCCCCCCAGGCACAACAGUUGCCAAAUUUUUGGAUUAGGCCCAUGCCGACCGUGGCCAGUACACUACCGAGUCCACAUAAACCAUGCCCCAUGCAUGAUGUCAAAAAGGGAUCUCAUGAUAAACUACAAAGAGCAUCGUCUGCUCCGAAAAUCAGCAAAAAGAGACUAAGCAGUACUUCUCAAGCCUCUGGUAGUACUGACAGUAGUUCAGAAUCCAAGCAGAACUUCAUAGCCGUCACGCAACUUGAAGAUGAGCAAGCCAUCAGAUCUGUCGAAUUCCAUCCUUCUGGAAAAUUCUACGCUGUCGGUUCCAAUACAAAAGCUCUCAGAAUAUGCGGAUAUCCCAACUGCAAGGACCUCAGAAUCGACCAUGAGCCUCGUGAACCUAACAUUUUGUACAAGCGACAAAAACAGCACAAAGGCUCUAUCUAUUGCAUGGCAUGGAAUGCUACGGGUGACUUAUUGGCCACAGGUUCAAAUGACAAAACCGUUAAACUUAUGAGGUUCAACUCAUCUACCUGUCAACUGGAGGAUAUCGCUCAUCCUUUGACGAUGCACGGGGGAACUGUUCGAGACAUGUGCUUCAUGGAGGACAUCAGCAACAGAUCGAACAUUCUGAUUAGUGGUGGAUCUGGUGAUAAUAAGAUCUACAUCACUGAUUGUGAAACAGCCAUGCCAUUCCAAUCUCUCACUGGUCACACGGGACAAAUAUUGUCUCUCUACACAUGGGGUGGGGUGAUGUUUGUGAGCAGCUCUCAGGACAGGACAAUCCGGUUUUGGGACAUGAGAACAAGAGGAUGCGUUCACAUGGUUAACACUCGGCCACUAAGUGGAACUGGGCCUGGUAGCGCAGCCGCUGCUGUCUCAGUGGAUCCUUCUGGUCGCCUCCUGGUGUCCGGACACGAAGAUUCCAGUUGUAUGUUGUACGACAUGAAGGGAAACCGACCUCUACAGACAUUCAAGCCACACGGUGCUGAUGUCAGGACAGCCAGACUCUCUCCUAAAGCAUUCUAUUUACUGACAGGAUCGUAUGAUUCUAAAGUCAUGCUCACCGAUUUACAAGGUGAUCUGACACAGCCUUUGGCAACAGUGAAAGUGGCAGAGCAUGCAGACAAAGUAAUCCAAACAAGAUGGCACCCACAAGAAUUUACAUUCCUCUCCACCAGCGCUGACAAAACAGCUACUCUUUGGGCACUCCCUUCAACAUAGUCAUUCCUCUCAACUUUCUUUAAUCACCUCAAAUAUUUACAUGCACUUACAAGUUCGACUAUCAUGAUUAUGGUCUUUGUAAACAGAAUAGGCGUCUCAAGAUAACGUGAUUUCUCCAUUCUCCACACUUUUCCCCUCUUCGUUUCCAUGGCUUCAUGCCUCCAGCGAAUUUCGCUUUUCUUCUCAUAGCAGUACGUUUCGGAACAAAAAUUGGAAAAUUGGGAAAUACUUAUGUGGGGGGGAAAGCAAGAUUCGACGAAACUAUGGCAAUGGAGAGGGGAAAAGUAUGGAGAGUGAGAAAACUCUAUAACGAGUCGUCUUUUCUAUUUAUAAAGAAUAUAACUAGGCAGCAAUUCAAAACAUGACCCUCUUACGCUUUAGCAAGUAGUCAACUGGGUUAAUUUAAAAAGUAGCCACUUCAUAGCCAGGUUAAUGCUACCUGAAGCACACAUGCUUGGUUACAGUUCCUCUGAUUUUUCUCAGAGACAAAAAUCUUAGACCAACAUUGUAGCCGCUCCAUCUGUUGACGUACUUAGUUAUUAAUUGGAAUUUUGGUGAUAAUAGUUACACAGUUUCCUGAACUGAGCGCAGCAAACCGCAGUUAUUUGCACCCUUCCGUUUUUCAUAAAUUAAUUUUUCAAACUGUCCGUCAUUUUUGGGGUUAAUUGCUUAAAUAUUUGAAAUCAAAAUAUUAGUGGCAUAUAGAAUUUCUUUUUUUGAAACUUUUUACUGAUGUUCUCUUAGAAAUGAUUCCUAAAGCAUGCCACUUUUAUUUUCUUAUUCUUAAUUCAUUUUAAGAUCUUAUGUCUGUGCAUCCCUCCAAAUGGUCAUGUUUCGAAUUGCAAUCCAGUUACUCGAAGCCAUAAUUCGAUUAGAAAAUGACCCCAUAACUUCAUGCAUUUUAUUUGUCAUUGAUUAUCAUCUUCAGCAAUUUUUAACAAAUUAUUUAGUACAAUAAAUAAAUUUAAAAUAUAUCUUCGAUAUAAACUUUUUAUGAUUUAAAAAGAAAGGUAAUUUAUUAACACAUUUGUCUCUCUAUUUUUUUUAAAACUUAAAUAAUGAGUUUCUAUUUUUUAUAAACUGCUUACAAACAGUGUUUUGAAUAUUUUACUAUUGUUAAAGAUUAUGGAAUUUAUAUGCUUACCAAAUUCAAUGAGUAAUUUUGGGAGUAAUGCUUUUGUUUUUCAAUAUAUAUAUAUAUAUAUAUAUAUAUAUGUNAUAAAUAUAUAUAUAUAUAUAUAUAUUAAAAAACAAAACAUCAUGCAAAUAGAAAAAUUAUGUAUAAUGCCGGAAAAUGUAAAGGUUCUCAUCAGGACAUUACGACAGCUAAAUUGAUAUUUCAAAAUAAAGAAUAAUUAUCCUAAGAUAAAAACCACUCUUUAUAAUAUGUCUUUGCCUCUAAGAAAUUUUAAAAAAAUGUAAUUGUAAAUGAGUUUAAGAUGAAAGAAGAAAAGCAGAAAACAAACUUACCUAUAUGAAGUAAAAUAAAAUGAACAUGUGUUAAGAUUUGAUAUACUAAUUAAUUCGAUAUAACAAUUAAUAAAAAUUGUUAUGAAGAAUAAAUAUAAUGAAUGUGCUUUGUGAAAAUUGGUAAAAAACAUAUAAAUCAUGAUAUAAAUAUAAAAACUUUAAAAUGUCGAUUUUUAGGUAUCGUAAAUUAGCAAUGAAAAAAAAAUGUCUUGUGAAUUCUGUGCUUGUUAUGGACAUUUUUCAUCACCGUAUAAGCUGUAAACUGUUCAAUUAGAGAUUUCAUGAAUUUUCAGGCUUCGAUAUUUUUCGUAUUUUUGUUGUAAAAAAAAAGCACUAUAUAACUUAAAAACUAGACACCUACCAUAGAAUUGUUUUGUAAAUGUAUACUGAUGAUUAUGUAGUAUUUAUGUGAUAUUUUGAUCACAUCAUAUAGCUUAUGUGAUAAUAUUUUUAAUAAAACUUUACCUUUUAAAAAUUGUUAUUAUAUUUUCAUUAAUUUAAUUGGAUUAAUAAAUGUUUGAUCAUGUAUCACAAAUGUG